Messenger RNA from Fusarium sp. VM40, 696 nucleotides. NCBI's taxonomy places the organism in Eukaryota, Fungi, Ascomycota, Sordariomycetes, Hypocreales, Nectriaceae. The record is from the annotation of a GenBank genome assembly.
AUGAAGACCCUGGGACUGAUCGGCGGCAUGAGCUGGGAGUCCACCACAACAUACUACCAAGAAAUCAACCGUCGCGUGCGCCAAGUUCAAGGCGGUCUACACUCAUCCCAAUGCAUAGUCUUCUCCUUCGACUUCGCCAGCAUCGAAGCCCUCCAACACGUAGACAAAUGGGAAGAGCUCGGCGCCAUGCUCAACGACGCGGCAACCAGACUGAAAUCCGCUGGCGCAGACGGUUUAGUCCUCUGCACUAAUACGAUGCACUUUGUGUCUCACGGCAUCGAACCCACCUCGCAAUUGCCCCUCAUUCAUAUCGUUGAUCCGACCGCUGAGGCUAUCAUAAAGGCGGGGUACAAGUCCGUUGGCCUUUUAGGGACACGUUUCACAAUGGAGAAGGACUUUUACAAAUCGCGCUUGGCUGAGAAGUACGGUCUGCGGGUUAUUGUGCCCGAUGAGAAGGAUAGAGAGACUGUGCACACUAUCAUCUACAGUGAGCUUUGCAACGGAAUCAUCAAGGACAGCUCUCGCGAGGACUAUCAUGCUGUCAUUAGACGACUCAAAGAUGCGGGCGCAGAUUGUCUCAUCAUGGGAUGUACUGAAAUUGGACUCUUGGUAGAUGAGGCCAAGAGUGAGCUGCCUAUCUUUGACACGGCGAAGCUACAUGCUAUAGCUGCUGCCGACUGGGCUAUGGCGAAUUAG